CCGCUUUCCUUCAGCAUGGACGUCCUGGCGGCCUGGGCCGCCACCAACCCGGCUGUGGCUCGGCUCCUCUGGGUCCUGGUACUGGUGCUGGCCACGCUCCUGGUCUGGCUCUUCUUCUUCUGCUGCUACAGCUGGAACCAGAGCUCCUCACCCUCACUGGAGAAAUACCUGGCAGUGAUGGUGAAGCAGUCCAAAACUAAAGCUCCAGCUCAGAGGAAGAAAAAGUCUAAGGAGAAACCGGCAGCAGCAGCGUUGGAAGAAGUGGCGAUUGUGAAGGAGUCGUCUGUGACUUUUGGACACGAGACACUGUGUCCGUCCGUGAGGAAGAGGAAGAGACGAGCUCGUAAAGGCGGCAUGGAAACAGUGAGUGGCGAGAAAACACAGAAGGCAAUGGACGAGGUGAAGGACAAGCCCAGGAGGAGGCCUCUGGUCAGGGCUGCAUCGGAGGAGACCUCCAGCGACCUGGGCUUCAUCAGCAGCUCUCCGCCCCGUGGAGACACACUACCCUGGAACCUGCCUAAGCACCAUCGCAUGAAGAGAUCCAAGUCUGCCUCUGGAGACGUGCUGGACCCGGCAGAGAGGGCCGUCAUCCGCAUUGCAGAUGAACGGGACCGAGUUCAGAAAAAGACCUUCACAAAAUGGGUGAACAAGCACCUGAUGAAGUCCCAGAGACACAUCACCGACCUGUACGAGGACCUCAGAGAUGGACACAACCUCAUCUCCCUGCUGGAGGUGCUCUCUGGAGAGACACUGCCGCGGGAGAAAGGCCGGAUGCGCUUCCACAAGCUGCAGAAUGUACAGAUCGCUCUGGACUUUCUGAAACACAGACAGGUCAAACUGGUCAACAUCAGGAAUGAUGAUAUUGCAGAUGGAAACCCCAAGCUGACCCUGGGUCUGAUAUGGACCAUCAUCCUCCACUUCCAGAUCUCAGACAUUCAGGUCAACGGUCAGUCGGACGACAUGACGGCCAAAGAGAAGCUGCUGCUGUGGUCUCAGAGGAUGGUGGAAGGAUACCAGGGACUGCGCUGCGACAACUUCACCACCAACUGGAGGGACGGAAAGCUCUUCAACGCCAUCAUACACAAGCACAGGCCAACUCUCAUUGACAUGAGUCAAGUUUACCGACAGAGCAACCAGGAGAAUCUGGAGCAGGCCUUCAGCGUCGCUGACAGAGAGCUGGGCGUCACCAGGCUGCUGGACCCCGAGGAUGUGGACGUGCCUCAUCCAGAUGAAAAGUCCAUCAUCACAUAUGUCUCCUCUCUGUACGAUGUCAUGCCCAGAGUUCCAGAUGUGCAGGACGGUGUCAAAGCCAACGAGCUGGAGCUGCGUUGGCAGGAGUAUUAUGAGGUGGUCACAGUUCUGCUGCAGUGGAUCAGGCACCACAUCCUCGUCUUCGAGGAGAGGAAGUUCCCCAGCAGCUAUGAGGAGAUUGAGGUUCUUUGGCGUCAGUUCCUCAAGUUCAAGGAAACUGAGCUUCCCGCGAGGGAGGCUGACAAGAACCGAUCCAAACACAUCUUCAAGUCUUUUGAGGGUGCCGUCCAGGCCGGUCACGUCAAAGUGCCACCAGGUUACCAUCCUUUUGACGUGGAGAAGGAAUGGGGUCGCCUGCACGUUGCCAUCCUGGAGCGCGAGCGACUCCUGAGGACUGAAUUUGAGCGGCUGGAGCGUCUUCAGAGGGUUGUCAGUAAGGUCCAGAUGGAGUCCGGGGUGUGUGAGGAGCAGCUCAACCAGGUGGAGACUCUGCUGCAGACGGACAUGAGGAUGAUGAACGCGGGGAAACCGGCUCAGCACGCGGCAGAGAUGGAGGCCGACCUGGAAAAAGCAGAGGGAAUGAUCCGCCUCCUCUUCAACGACGUGCAGCUGCUCAAAGACGGACGCCACCUUCAAGCUGAGCAGAUGUACCGCAGAGUGUAUCGUCUCCACGAGCGGCUGGUGAACCUCCGCAGCGAGUACAACCUGCGCCUCAAGUCCGGCGUGACCAUCACGCAGGUCCCCAUGACUCAGCAGAUCCCCAUGACUCAGAUCCACACGGCCCAGGUCCUGCAGCAGGCCCCCAUGAGGGUGCGGCCCGAGCUGGACGAGGUCACCCUCCGCUACAUCCAAGACCUGCUGGGCUGGGUGGAGGAGAACCAGCGCCGCGUGGACGAAGGGGAGUGGGGAUCCGACCUGCCCACUGUGGAGUCACAGCUGGGCAGCCACCGUGGCCUGCACCAGUCUGUGGAGGAGUUCCGCUCCAAGAUCGAGAGGGCGAAGGCCGAUGAGAGCCAGGUUUCUCCUGCCAGUAAAGCAGCUUAUCGCGACUAUCUGGGAAAACUGGAGCUACACUACGGCAAACUCCUGAACGCCUCGAAGGCUCGUCUGCGUUACCUGGCCGAACUCCACGCCUUUGUCGUCGCGGCGACCAAAGAGCUGAUGUGGCUGAACGAGAAAGAGGAGGAGGAGGUGAACUACGACUGGAGCGACAAAAACACCAACAUGACGGCCAAGAAAGACAACUACUCGGGUUUGAUGAGAGAGCUGGAGCUCAGGGAGAAGAAGGUGAACACUGUCCAGACCACAGGAGACAAACUGCUGAGAGACGGACACCCAGCCAAGAAGACCAUCGAGGCCUUCACUGCAGCUCUGCAGACUCAGUGGAGUUGGAUCCUGCAGCUGUGCUGCUGCAUCGAGACCCACCUGAAAGAAAACACCGCCUACUUCCAGUUUUUCUCUGACGUGAAAGAGGCAGAGGAGCGGAUCAAAAAGAUGCAGGACACCAUGAAGAGGAAGUACACGUGUGACCGCUCCAUCACGGUCACGAGGCUGGAAGACCUGCUGCAGGACGCAGCUGAUGAGAAAGAGCAGCUGGCAGAGUUCAGAGCUCACCUGGAAGGACUGAAGCGAAGAGCCAAGGCCAUCAUUCAGCUGAAACCACGUAACCCGACGACACCAUUGAAGGGCAAACUGCCCAUUCAGGCUGUUUGUGACUUCAAACAGAUGGAGAUCACCGUUCACCGAGGAGAUGAAUGCGCUCUGCUCAACAACUCACAGCCAUACAAGUGGAAGGUGCUGAAUGACACGGGCUGCGAGUCUUCCGUACCAUCUAUCUGCUUCCUGGUUCCACCCACCAAUAAGGAUGCUGUGAACAGCGUUGCCGGGCUGGAAGGAAACCUGCAGAGGCUGCAGUUGAUGUGGCAGACCAUGUUUGUGGACAUGAAGAGCCUGAUGUCCUGGCAGUACCUGAUGAGAGACAUCCACAUCAUCAAAACGUGGAACAUCUCCAUGUUUAAGACUCUCAGGGUGGAGGAAUACCGACUGGCUCUGAGAAAUCUGGAGCAGCACUACCAGGACUUCCUCAGAGACAGCCAGGACUCACAGAUGUUCGGGGCUGAGGACCGAAUGCAAGUGGAGUCCAACUACAACAAAGCCAACCAGCACUAUAACACCAUGGUCACAUCUGCUGAGCAAGGCUACGUGCCACCCAGGACAGGAGAGCAGGACGAGUCAGUGUGUAAGACUUACCUGACGCAGAUCAAGGACCUGCGUCUGAUGCUGGAGGGAUGCGAGAAUAGAACCAUCACGCGUCUCCGCCAGCCUGUGGACAAGGAGCCGCUGAAGGCCUGCGCCCUGAAGACGACAGAGCAAAUGAAAGUGCAGACCGAGUUGGAAGGCCUGAAGAAAGACUUAAACGCCAUCGCUGAGAAGUCAGAGGAAGUUCUCGUGUCGUCUCAGCAGUCCAGCUCUGCCCCGAUGCUGCGCUCCGAACUGGACCUCACGCUGAGGAAGAUGGACCAUGUCUACGGCUUGUCUUCUGUCUACCUGGACAAGCUGAAGACCAUUGACAUGGUGAUCAGAAACACCACAGAUGCAGAGGACACGCUGAAGAACUACGAGACGCGUCUGCGCGACGUCAUUAAAGUUCCAUCUGAUCAGAGGGAGGUGGAGCAGCAUCGCAGGCAGCUCAAGUCAAUGCGCACAGAAGCCGAGGCCGAUCAGUUGGUGUUUGACCGCCUGCAGGACGAGCUCCGUAGGGCGACGGCGGUCACUGACAAGAUGACAAGGAUCCACAGCGAGCGAGACGGCGAGCUGGAGCAUUACCGUCAGCUGGUCAACAGCCUGCUGGAGCGCUGGCAGGCCGUGUUCGCCCAGGUCGAUCUGAGGCAGCGGGAGCUCGACCUCCUCGGACGUCACAUGAACUCGUACAACGACAGCUAUGACUGGCUCAUCCGAUGGCUCACAGAGGCGAGACAGAGGCAGGAGAAGAUCCAAGCCGUGCCAAUCAGUGGCAGCAAGGCUCUCAAGGAGCAGCUGGCAGAUGAGAAGAAACUUCUGGAAGAGAUCGAGAAAAACAAGGACAAGAUUGAUAGCUGCCAUAAGAACGCUAAAGAUUACAUUGAUUCAGUCAAGGAUUACGAGUUCCAGGUUUUGACAUACAAAGCCCUUCAAGAUCCAAUAGCGUCUCCUCUAAAGAAACCUAAAAUGGAGUGUGCAUCUGAUAACAUCAUCCAGGAGUAUGUGACUCUGAGAACCCGCUACAGUGAGCUGAUGACUCUCACCAAUCAGUACAUCAAAUUCAUCAUGGAUAUGCAGCGCCGCCUGGAGGACGAUGAGAAAGCGUCUGAGAAACUCAAAGAGGAGGAGAGAAGAAGGAUGGCAGAGAUACAAGCGGAGUUAGAUAAACAGAAGCAGUUGGCUGAAGCUCAUGCUAAAUCUGUGGCCAAAGCAGAACAAGAGGCACAGGAGCUGAAGCUGAAGAUGAUGGAAGAGGCCACCAAGAGGCAAGACGUCGCAGUAGACGCAGAGAAACAGAAGCAAAACAUACAGCAAGAGCUGCAACAUCUCAAGAGUCUGUCUGACCAGGAGAUCAAGUCCAAGAAUCAGCAGCUGGAGGAGGCGCUCGUCAGUCGUAGAAGGAUCGAGGAAGAAAUCCACAUAAUUAGAAUCCAGUUAGAGACAACAAUAAAGCAGAAGACAACAGCCGAGGCUGAGCUACAGAAGCUCGGAGACAAAGCUGCCGAGGCUGAGAUGCUCAGGAAGACUGCUCAGGAUGAAGCAGAAAGGCUUCGUAAGCAGGUAACUGAGGAGACUCAGAAGAAGAGGAACGCAGAAGAUGAGCUGAAACGUAAGUCUGACGCUGAAAAAGAGGCAGCCAGGCAAAAGCAGAGAGCACUGGAUGAUCUGGAGAGAUUCAAAAUGCAAGCAGAGGAGGCGGAGAGACGUAUGAGACAGGCUGAGCAGGAACAACUGAGGCAGAUAAAGGUAGUCGAGGAGGUGGCGCAGAAGACGGCUGCCGCACAUUUGCAAACCACAUCAAUGUCCUUUAAUGAAAAGGCUACACAACUCGAGGAAUCGCUGAAGAAAGAGCAAGGUACUGUCCUCAAGUUGCAGGAGGAAGCUGAUAAACUCAGGAAGCAACAGGAGGAAGCAAACAAAGCAAGGGAACAAGCAGAGAAAGAGCUUGAAACAUGGAGACAGAAAGCCAAUGAGGCUCUCCGCUUGAGGCUACAGGCGGAGGAGGAAGCCCAAAAGAAGAGCCAGGCUCAGGAGGAUGCAGAAAAGCAGAAGCUUGAGGCAGAGCGAGAUGCCAAGAAAAAGGCUAAAGCAGAAGAAGCUGCACUGAAACAGAAGGAGAAUGCAGAGAAAGAGUUGGAAAAACAGAGGAAAUUUGCAGAACAAAUAGCUCAGCAAAAGCUGUCCGCAGAACAAGAGUGCAUUCGUUUCAAGGCAGACUUUGAACAUGCUGAACAACAGAGGGGCCUGUUGGAUAACGAGCUCCAGCGUCUUAAAAAUGAAGUGAACGCUGCUGAAAACCAAAGGAAACAACUGGAAGAUGAGCUGGCUAAAGUCAGAUCUGAAAUGGACGGGCUUCUCCAGAUGAAGAUUAAAGCAGAGAAGGUGACACUGGUGACCUCCGAAAAGAGCAAGCAGCUUCUCGAGUCUGAAGCAAUGAAAAUGAAACAACUUGCAGAUGAAGCAGCCAGAAUGAGGUCCGUUGCAGAAGAGGCAAAGAAGCAGCGGCAGAUCGCAGAGGAUGAGGCUGCACGGCAGAGAGCAGAGGCUGAAAAGAUACUCAAAGAAAAACUGGCUGCCAUCAACGAGGCAACUCGUCUGAAGACUGAGGCGGAGAUGGCUCUGAAAGCUAAAGAGGCAGAGAACGAAAGACUCAAAAGACAAGCAGAGGAGGAAGCUUAUCAGAGAAAGAUGCUGGAGGACCAAGCUGCUCAGCAUAAACAAGACAUUGAGGAGAAAAUCACACACCUGCAGACCACAUCUGUGUCUGAGUUAGAGCGACAAAAAACUAUUGUGGAAGAAACUGUGAGGCAAAAGAGGCUGGUUGAAGAAGAAAUCCACAUCAUUAAGAUCAGCUUUGAGAGAGCAUCAAGAGAGAAGUCAGAUUUAGAGUCGGACCUGAAGAAAUUGAAGGGCGUUGCAGAUGAGACAGAGAAAAGCAAACGCAAAGCUGAGGAGGAGGCAGAGAAGCUGAAAAAGCUUGCUGCAGAGGAAGAGCGGAAAAGGAAAGAAGCUGAGGAGAAGGUGAAACGGAUUACUGCAGCCGAGGAAGAGGCAGCAAGACAAUGCAAAGUUGCUCAGGAAGAAGUUGAACGCCUCAAACAGAAAGCUGCUGAAGCCAAUAAUCAGAAAGACAAGGCUGAGAAAGAGGCUGAGAAGCAGGCCAUUCUGGCCAAAGAAGCAGCACAGAAAAGCACGGCUGCAGAGCAGAAAGCCCAAGAUGUCCUCAGUAAGAAUAAAGAAGACAUUCUUGCUCAGGAAAAGCUGAAAGAUGAGUUUGAAAAUGCCAAGAAACUUGCACAAGCAGCUGAGAAAGCCAAAGAGAAAGCAGAGAAAGAGGCUGCCUUGCUCCGUCAAAAAGCUGAGGAGGCUGAAAAACAGAAAAAAGCAGCAGAGGAUGAAGCAGCUAAACAGGCCAAAGCUCAAAAGGAAACAGAGAAAGUGAGGAAAGAAGCAGAGGAGGAGGCCGCCAAGAGAGCAGCAGCCGAGGCAGCUGCUCUGAAGCAGAAGCAACAGGCUGACGCAGAGAUGGUCAAGCACAAAAAAGAAGCUGAGCAAGCACUCAAACAGAAGUCUCAGGUUGAAAAGGAACUUAAAAUGGUUAAAUUGCAACUGGAUGAGACUGAUAAGCAGAAAGCAGUGUUGGAUGAGGAGCUUCAGAGAGUCAAAGGUGAAGUGAAUGAUGCUGUCAAACAGAAGGCUCAAGUGGAGGAGGAACUGUCCAAAGUUAGGAUCCAGAUGGAAGAGCUCCUGAAACUCAAGCUCAGAAUUGAGGAGGAAAAUCGUCGCCUGAUGAAGAAAGAUAAGGACAGUUCUCAGAAGUUACUCGCAGAAGAAGCAGAGAAAAUGAAAAGCUUGGCAGAGGAAGCUGCUAGACUUAGUGUGGAGGCUGAAGAAGCAGCCAGACAGAGGCAGACUGCAGAGUCUGACCUGGCUGAGCAGAGGGCACUUGCAGAGAAAAUACUAAAGGAGAAAAUGCAGGCCAUCCAGGAGGCUACCAAACUGAAAGCCGAGGCAGAGGAACUGCAGAAACAAAAGAACCAGGCACAAGAAAAGGCUAAAAAACUACUGGAGGAUAAGCAACAGAUCCAGCAACGUCUUGACAAGGAGACCCAGGGCUUCCAAAAAUCACUGGAGGUUGAGCGAAAGAGACAGCUUGAAGUUUCCGCCGAGGCAGAAAAACUGAAAUUGAGGGUCAAAGAGCUCAGCGAUGGUCAGGCUAAAGCUGAAGAGGAGGCUAAGAAGUUCAAGAAACAAGCAGAUGAGGCAAAAGCUCAGCUUCAAGUGACAGAAAAGCACACUACAGAAACUGUUGUGCACAAGUUGGAGACACAGAGGCUUCAGAGCACCAGAGAGGCUGACGACCUGAAGAAAGCCAUCGCAGACCUCGAAAAGGAGAGAGAGAAGCUGAAAAAGGAGGCGGAGAACAUUCAGAAAAAAUCUCAAGAGAUGGCAAAUGCCCAACAAGAACAAAUUGAGCAGCAAAAGGUCAAACUUCAGCAGUCUUUCCUUACAGAAAAAGAAGUGUUGUUGAAAAGAGAAAAGGCUGUUGAAGAUGAGAAAAAGAAGUUUGAGAUGCAGCUUGAGGAGGAAAUCAACAAGGCCAAAGCCCUGAAAGAUGAACAAGAACGUCAGAGGAAGUUAUUGGAGGAGGAGAAGAAGAAACUUCAGGCAAUAAUGGACGAGGCUGUGAAGAAACAAAAGGAGGCUGAAGACGAUAUGAAAAACAAGCAGAAAGAAAUGGAAGUGCUGGAAAAGAAAAGACUUGAGCAAGAAAAACUUCUGGGAGAAGAAAACAAAAAGCUCAGAGAGAAACUUCAGAACCUUGAAGUUUCCGCCAAACAGAGUGUAUCACAAACAAAGGAAAUUGAAGUCCAGACUGAUAAAGUUCCCCAGGAGCAGUUAGUUGCCAUGACAAUGGUAGGAACAUCAAAGAGUGUGUUCAAUGGUUCUGUUGAAGUGGAUGGAGUUAAGAAAGAUGGAAAAUCACCUUUAUUAUUUGAGGGAAUAAGAGAGAAAGUUCCAGCUGAAAGGCUCCAUGAUAUUGGGGUCAUAACCAAGAAGGAGCUUGACAAACUGAAAAAGGGCAAAGUGUCUGUGCAAGACCUUGGAAAGACUGACAAAGUGAAAUCAUGUCUUAAGGGUCAGAACACUGUUGGAGGUGUCCUGACACCUUCCAAAGAGAAAAUUAGUGUCUAUCAGGCCAUGACAGAGAACAAAAUUAGCCCAAGCACUGCCAUGAUGCUCCUGGAAGCUCAAGCAGCUUCUGGUUACAUUGUAGAUCCGGUAAAAGAUAAGCUCCUCUCUGUAGAUGAGGCUGUUAAGGAUGAGGUGAUUGGCCCUGAGCUCCAUGACAAGAUGCUUUCUGCAGAGAGAGCAGCUACUGGCUUCAAAGAUCCCUAUACUGGAGACAAAAUCUCACUCUUUGAAGCCAUGAAGAAGGGACUGAUAGAGAAGGAGCAGGCCACCAAAUUCUUAGAUGUGCAGCUUGCAACUGGGGGCAUCAUUGACCCUAUCAACAGCCACAGAGUACCCCUGCAGACUGCCUACAAGCAAGGUCAAUUUGACGAAGACAUGAACAAGAAACUCACUGAUCCCAGCGAUGAUUGCAAAUUAUUCAUUGACCCCAGCACUCAGGAGCAACUGACUUACAAACAGUUACUGGAGAGAUGCACCAAAGACACAGAUACAGGCCUGCUGAUACUACCAGUAUCGGAUAAAGCUGCUCAAAGUGAAAAAUACACAGAUAUUGAGACUAAAGAAGUGUUGAGUAAGUCAAACGUUGCUGUGCCUUUUGGAAAAUUCAAGGGAAAAACUAUCACCAUUUGGGAAAUCAUCAAUUCUGAGUAUUUCACUGAACAGCAAAGACGAGAACUAAUUCGCCAGUACAAGACAGGCAAGAUCACUGUGGAGAAGAUAAUCAAAAUUGUCAUUACUGUCGUGGAAGACAAGGAGAAGAAUAGUGAAAAUGCCUUUAAUGGUUUGAGAGCUCCAGUCUCUGCCAACGAAUUGUUAGAGUCCAAGGUGAUAAACAAAGACUUGUUCAACAAGUUGAGUAAUGGUAAGAUAACAGUUAAAGAGAUCUCAGAGAUGGAGCCUGUCAAGAAAGCACUGCAGGGAACACCAAGCAUUGCUGGACUAUUGAAUGAACCAACCAAGGAGAAAAUGUCUUUCUAUCAAGCUAUGAAGAAAGAAUUACUAUCACCUGAAACUGCACUGAACCUCCUUGAAGCUCAAGCAGCAACUGGGUUUGUAAUCGAUCCUGUCAAAAAUGAGAAGGUCCCUGUUGAUGAAGCUGUUAAGUCAGGAAUUGUAGGCCCAGAACUGCAUGAACGACUUCUAUCUGCAGAGAGAGCUGUCAGUGGCUUCAAAGAUCCAUAUACAGGAAAGAAGGUGUCUCUGUUUGAAGCAAUGAACAAAGGCCUUAUUACAAAAGACCAUGGCAUUCGUUUGCUUGAGGCGCAACUCUCAACAGGUGGAAUUAUUGACCCUGUCAAAAGCUAUCGCAUCCCACAUGAAGUUGCCUGCAAGCGUGGAUAUUUGGAUGAGAAAAUCUCCAAGACCCUGAACAAGAGCACUGAUGAAACAAAGGUAUUUUAUGAUCCUAACUUGCAAGAGGACGCAACCUAUGCAGACCUCAUGAAAAAGUGUGUCACAGAUAAAGACACUGACCUCCCAUUGCUCCCCCUCUCAAAGGAAGCUGCAAAGCCAAAAGAGGAAAAACAGAUCACAGAGGCAAAGACUCAAGAGGAUUUGAAUCAAACAAGAAUGGAACUGGAGUAUGGCCCUUUCAAAGGAAGGAAGGUCACAAUUUGGGAAAUCAUAAACUCGACAUACAUCACUGAGGAGCAAAGAAUACAGCUUAUUCGACAGUACAGAAUGGGGCAAGUGACUAUUGAAAAAUUAAUAACAAUUGUAGUAACUAUGGUUGAGGAAAAGGAAGACAAAGCAAAAGAAGCCAUCUGCUUUGAAGGCCUUAGGGCACCAGUUCCUGCCAACUCAUUGCUUGAUUCCAACAUAAUUGACAAGGCUACAUUUGAUCAACUCCAACAGGGUAAAAAGACACCGAAAGAAAUUAGUGAAACUGAUAAGGUCAGGAAGUACUUACAGGGCACAGCAUGCAUUGGUGGUAUCACUAUGGAAGAUUCAAAUGAGAAGUUAAGCAUUUAUCAAGCAAUGAAAAAUAAUGUUUUACAACACAACACAGGGCUCGCAUUACUGGAGGCUCAAGCUGCAACUGGUUUCAUAACUGAUCCAGUCAAAAAUAUGAAAUACUCUGUCGAUGAUGCUGUGAAAGAUGGAGUUGUUGGCCCAGAGCUUCAUGAGAAACUUCUCAUAGCUGAAAAAGCAGUGACCGGAUACAAAGAUCCAUAUACAGGCAACACAAUUUCUCUAUUCCAAGCCAUGAAGAAAGAGCUUGUACUAAGAGAACAUGCUAUUCCUCUCCUGGAGGCUCAGUUUAAUACAGGAGGGAUCAUUGAUCCAGUCAGCAGCCAUCGUGUUCCCAAUGAUGUGGCCAUUCAGCGUGGCUGUUUCAGCAAACAAAUGGCUAAGUCCUUCAAUGAACCCUCAGGUGACAUUAAAGGAUUCACUGAUCCCAACACCAAUGAGAGUGCAACUUACAAGCAGUUGCUGGGGAAAUGCACCAGAGAUCCCUCCUCUGGUCUGUGCUACCUGCCACUGACUAAAGUUGAGGCCCCUGCUCCAGUUGAGAAAUCCUAUCAGUGCACAGAGGAGCAAGCCCAAACAGAGCUAGCCAACACUCAAAUUGACAUACCACACAAGAGUUUUGCAGGCAAGAGUAUGUCCAUUUGGGAAGUCAUGAACUCAAAUAUGCUUCCAGAGAAGGAGAGGCAGCGUCUCAUGGAACAGUUUCGCCUGGGUCAAAUCACAAAAGACAGAAUGCUUAUCAUCAUCAUUGAAAUCAUUGAACAAAGAGAGAUACUCAAGGUAGAUCAGAGCAUGUCAUGUGAUGUAAUCAGAAGAAGAGUUACUAUUGAAGAGCUAUACAGUGCUCGAAUCAUUGACUUGCACACAUACAACCUCCUCAAACAAGAAAAGAUGUCGAUUCGGGAGGUCAUGGAAAUGACAUCAGUAAAACAGUACCUCUUUGGCACUGGUACUAUUGCUGGAAUUAUGUCAGACAGUCCACCAAAGAUCAGCAUUUACCAGGCUAUGAAGAUUGGGAAGAUUAACCCUGAAAUUGCUUUGAAUCUCCUGGAGGCUCAAGCAGCAACAGGAUUCAUGAUUGAUCCGGUUAAAGAUGAACUUCUAACAGUUGAUGAAGCUGUGCGCAAAGGACUUGUGGGCCCUGAACUUCACGACAAACUUCUCUCUGCUGAGAGAGCUGUCACAGGCUAUAGGGAUCCCUACAGUGGGAAAGUGAUUUCUCUGUUCCAGGCUAUGAAAAAAGACCUGAUUCCUGAGGAUUAUGCAUUGAGGCUUUUGGAGGCUCAGAAUGCCACUGGUGGAUUAAUAGAUCCUGAAUACUACUUCCGCCUCCCCUCAGACGUAGCUAUGCAGCGUGGAUACAUCAAUAAAGAGACACUUGACAGAAUAUCUGAGCCUACUGGCGACGUUCAAGGAUACACUGAUCCAACAACAGAUGAAAAGCAGUCCUAUGCCCAGCUACUGAAAAGAAGCAGAGUUGACAAAGAAAGUGGUAUGAGACUGCUUUCACUGGCAGACAGAAGACUUCUCUUCAAGGGUCUCAGAAAGCAAAUUACUGUGGAUGAGCUGCUUCGUUCACAGAUUAUUGACCAAAAGACCUUCAAUGAGCUCACUGAAGGUGUCAUAACGGUGGAGGAAGUCAGCAGAGACGUGAAGAAAUUCCUUGAGGGAACCAGUUGCAUUGCUGGUGUAUAUGUAGAAUCUACCAAAGAUCGUUUGUCCAUUUAUCAGGCCAUGAAGAAGAACAUGAUCAGACCAGGCACUGCCUUUGAACUCCUUGAGGCUCAAGCUGCCACAGGAUAUGUCAUUGAUCCUAUCAAGAACCUUAAACUCAAUGUCAUAGAAGCUGUGAAACUGAAUGUUGUUGGCCCAGAGUUUAAAGAAAAACUCAUCUCAGCUGAACGAGCUGUCACAGGCUACAAGGACCCGUAUUCUGGCAAGAUCAUCUCACUAUUCCAGGCAAUGAAGAAGGGCCUCAUUCUCAAAGACCAUGGCAUUCGUCUGCUGGAGGCUCAGAUUGCUACUGGUGGAAUCAUUGAUCCUCAGGAGAGCCAUCGAUUGCCAGUUGAAACAGCUUAUGAACGUGGCUUAUUUGAUGAGGAAAUGAAUGAAAUCCUCACUGACCCAUCUGAUGACACAAAGGGCUUCUUUGACCCCAACACAGAGGAGAAUCUUACCUACCUACAGCUCAUGGAGAGAUGUAUGACUGACCCAGAAACAGGCCUCGCUCUUCUGCUGUUGAAAGAAAAGAAGCGCGAGAGGAAGACGUCAUCCAAGUCUUCUGUGCGUAAACGUAGGGUCGUCAUUGUUGAUCCGGAGACUGGUAAAGAAAUGUCUGUGUAUGAGGCCUAUCAGAAAGGGCUCAUUGACCACCAGACAUAUCUAGAGCUUUCAGAACAAGAGUGUGAAUGGGAAGAAAUCACCAGCACUUCAUCCGAUGGAGUUGUGAAAUCCAUGAUCAUUGACAGGCGGUCAGGUCGCCAGUAUGACAUUGAUGAUGCAAUCUCACGGGGUCUGAUUGACAAGUCAGCACUCGAUCAGUACCGAGCAGGAAGUCUGUCCAUCACAGAGUUUGCAGACAUGUUGUCUGGAAACAUGAGUGGAAGUAGAUCACGGUCCUCCUCCUUUGGCUCAUCUUCCUCCUACACCAUGAGCCCAGUACCUUCCAUAAAAACACCAGCAACCGUAUGGAAUGAUCCAACAGAGGAGACUGGCCCUGUCGCUGGAAUCUUAGACACAGAAACACUGGAGAAGGUGUCCGUCACGGAGGCUAUUCACAGGAACCUUGUAGACAAUAUAACCGGUCAGAGGUUGCUGGAAGCUCAGGCCUGCACUGGAGGCAUCCUCGACCCAAAUACUGGAGAGAAGUUCUCUGUUGCUGAUGCAAUGAAUAAAGGGCUUGUGGAUAAGAUUAUGGUGGACCGCAUCAAUCUAGCCCAGAAGGCUUACAAUGGAUUUGAAGAUCCUAGAACAAAAACAAAAAUGUCUGCUGCCCAAGCUCUUAAGAAAGGCUGGCUCUACUAUGAGGCUGGACAGCGAUUCCUGGAGGUCCAGUAUCUCACUGGUGGUUUAAUUGAUCCAGAUGCCACCGGGAGAGUCUCUGUAGAUGAGGCUGUGAAGAAAGGCACCUUAGAUGCACGUACUGCACAGAAGUUACGAGAUGUUAGUGCUUACUCAAAAUACCUCACAUGCCCCAAAACCAAGCUGAAGAUCUCAUACAAGGAUGCGAUGGAAAGGAGCAUGAUAGAGGAAGGGACUGGUCUGAGACUACUUGAAGCAUCGUCCCAGUCUAGUAAAGGCCUUUAUAGUCCCUAUAGCAUCAGUGGGUCUGGUUCAGGUGCUGGGUCACGGUCUGGUUCAAGAAGCGGAUCCAGGUCAGGCUCCAGAAGAGGCAGCUUUGAUGCCACAGGAUCGAGUUUCACCACCACCUUCUCCUCUUCCUCCUACAGUUCACCCAGCUACAGCCGUCGAUACUGAUGAGUCCAAACGCCAAGGAAUGCUAAUCUAAGGAAACGAAACACUAUAAACCACAGUUCUCACCAGAUGCCUAAUUCUCAGUGGAAUAAAGACUGCCUUUAUUCUGCUCUGCAUGUGGUAGUUACACAAUACAUUUGAUAUCAGUUACAUUUUUUUGUAUAUUUUACAUUUGCUUUUAGCUAUCAUAUAAAAUGUUGAUAACCAAACUGUAAGCACUUAAGAGUAUGUAACAGCAGCAUUAUUUUAGUGUACAUUUUUUUUUAAAUUCACUAUCCUACACAUUAAUUUUACCACAAACGUACAUUUAUUUCCCUGGUUGGUAAAGAUAACCAAAUUGGUUGUACAAUAAAACACAUCUUCUGAACAAGCUUUUAAAGAAAGAUAAAAAUCCACUCUGCAGAGCAGAAUAAGGAGUCUGUCUCCUGAAGUUGAACCACACUACAGAGUGUCUGCUUUAAGAAGGCCAAGCUUCAAGAUCUUUCCUCUUCUGGGCUCCACUGCCUCGUGUAAUCUGAAAAAUAACAGAAAUCAAAAAACCCUGGAGCUGCAGCAACAUGCCUAACCUUUGUGAAAUAAUCUCCCAAAGAACAAACUCACACAACUGAAUAUGUAGCCUCUUCUGACCAUUAACACCAUCUGACUGAGUUUCUGGACUGACUGAACAUCCAACGUCAAGACAAACACAUACAACUCCCAGCGUUUUUGGACAUUUAAAAAGGUUCUUGUCUUCACGGAUCAUCUCGUCUCCAGCUCUUCUCAGACGUCUUCCAGAGACCCAUCAGCACUGACCUGCUGUCGUCAGCCAUUUUUUUGCAAUAGUACACUUAACUCUUCCAGUAGAUUAUGUUAUAGAAAACGUGGACCAUAUUCUGAAACUCGCAUCUAACCCGUGAACACAUUUAAAGGCCUAAUCCGUGCUUUGUAAGUGCCUGCAAAAUACCGUUUGACGUGGAGCGGUAUAAGAUGGUGCGGUGGUUUCCACUGCAGACUGACUCAUGCAUGACUGAAAGAGCAAUGCUACUUAUAACUGUACUUUAACUGUUAUCAGGUAAUCCUUUUUACAUCACUACGUCACAAUCUAACUCUAAAAGAAAAAGACUAACAGUUCAUUUCAGUGGUUUAUGAAUGUGUAAUAGGUAAAAAUGUGCUUUUAUUUGAACAGUUUUUCUUUCACAGACAGGUAUACGUACGUACUGUAUAUUGAUGAUUAUGUCGAGCACUGUUGCUUCAAAAAAAGCCAUGAAUUUGAACAUUUCUUUGAGAAAGAUCUUAAAGCUUUUGCCGCCAGACCCAGUAUUUCUAUUUUCCCGCCACACGUACUUGUUUUGGUUUGAAAUGUAAAGCGACGGUUGAAACCUACAGUAUAUAUCGUUUUAUUUUCGUACUCCGCUUUGCAUGUUUUACUAACAUUUAUUCAUUAAAGUGUUUAUUUUAUCGUUUCAGAAAAAACAGGUUUGAAGGAUGUAUUUUACUGAGGGUCAAGCCUUGUUCAAAAUGGUGUAUUUAUAUUAAAAUGGUGACAAGGAAUUUUAUUGUAACGCCUUUACGCAGUGUAAAUAAACAUGGAAAUGAU
Molecule: messenger RNA, 15709 nt
Organism: Solea senegalensis (Senegalese sole)
Lineage: Eukaryota; Metazoa; Chordata; Actinopteri; Pleuronectiformes; Soleidae
Gene: pleca
Product: plectin a
Exons: 38
Coding region: 16-14136 (4706 amino acids)
Biological process (GO): intermediate filament bundle assembly; wound healing
Cellular component (GO): cytoplasm; cytoskeleton; membrane
Molecular function (GO): structural molecule activity; keratin filament binding; protein binding
Source: RefSeq, a predicted model, not a curated record